Messenger RNA from Papilio machaon (common yellow swallowtail), 1201 nucleotides. Its product is annotated as E3 ubiquitin-protein ligase RNF185. NCBI's taxonomy places the organism in Eukaryota, Metazoa, Arthropoda, Insecta, Lepidoptera, Papilionidae. The transcript has 4 exons. The coding region runs from base 307 to 858 and encodes 183 amino acids. Gene Ontology annotation, molecular function: ubiquitin-like protein conjugating enzyme binding; metal ion binding; ubiquitin protein ligase activity. The record is from RefSeq and is a predicted model, not a curated record. Gene Ontology annotation, biological process: ubiquitin-dependent protein catabolic process. Gene Ontology annotation, cellular component: endoplasmic reticulum.
UCGGCACUAUUCUAUAAUCUACGGUAACAUUGACAGAUAGUCGUCAAGUUGCAAUUAAAAUACGUGAAAGGGGAUGUGAUCCAGUUGUUUUUGAGUUAAUUCAACAAUUAGUUUUAGUUUGUUUUACAGUUAAAUUUUUGUAGUGAAUUCUAGUGUUUACAGUCAUUGUUGCAAAGACUAAACAAAUUUUAAGCAAAGUGCGUUUACACAAUCACUUAACAUUACAGGGAUAUCUUAAAUUGUGAUUUGUUAGUGCUGUAUAAAAUAAUUGCGUGACGCAAUAAGCAGUUCAAAUAGUUUGUUGAAAUGGCUGAGACGAGUGAAGCGCAGGCCAGUGCGUCGGCGCCCGGCGGAGACGGCAGCGAGGAUGACAAACGGGAUGAACGAAUGCUGGAGUGUAAUAUCUGCUUGGAUACAGCUCGGGAUGCCGUGGUCAGCAUGUGCGGACACCUAUUUUGCUGGCCCUGCCUGCACCAGUGGUUGGAGACGCGGCCGAGCCGGCAGGUGUGCCCCGUGUGUAAGGCUGCAAUAAGCAGGGACAAAGUCAUACCCCUCUAUGGUCGGGGGAACACCAAGCAGGAGGACCCCAGAAAUAAGGUGCCGCCGCGGCCGGCGGGGCAGCGCUCGGAGCCCGAGAGCGCGGGCGGCUUCCCAGGCUUCGGCUUCGGCGAGGGCUUCCACAUGUCCUUUGGCAUCGGCGCCUUCCCCUUCGGCGUCUUCACCUCCACAUUCAACUUCGGCGACCCGCGGCCCAGCGCAGCGCCGCGCGGCACAGCGCAGUACGACGAGGAGCAGUUCCUGUCCAAGAUCUUCCUGUGGGUGGCCAUCCUCUUCGUGUUGUGGUUGAUAUUCGCAUGACCCGCGCGACUCACUCCCGCCACAACACCGCGUGCGUCUCCUCAGAGGACUUAUCCUCUAACAUCACUUGAUUCCUAAAUUUAAUUUUUGAAUAUCGCGACAGGUUUUAAAUGCGCUAGGUUUAUGGUGUAAUAAUACAAAUUGCAUUUUAUUGUAAUAUUUGAAUACAUAGUUAACAUGCCGAAGCCGUACUAUCUUUGUCGUAUGUGCUCAAUGCGCAUCAAUUUAAUAAAAAUAUAUUUUAAAACAGUGUAAGAAAGCAAAAUCAUCGUCACAAAGCUCACAUAAAUUAUUAAAAACUAAUUCUACUGUCACUUCAAAACAACAUCGAAUUUAACUUAAA